GCUUAGUCCAGGCUCACGGACCACGGAGAUAGCCUGGAUAGAUACACUUGACGCAGUCCUCGAGCUCUGGCAUAUCCUCAUCAAUCAACUAUACCAACAAUACAACUCCAUCAUGUCAGAUCGAGAAUUCAGCUCAAACGACGAUCUGUCGCUUCCUAAAGCGACGGUCCAGAAAAUCAUCACAGAGAUCCUCCCGCCGUCCUCCGGGCAGUCCUUCUCCAAAGACGCGCGCGAUCUCCUCAUGGAGUGCUGCGUUGAGUUUAUCACUCUGAUCUCCUCCGAAGCCAACGAUAUCAGCGAGAAGGAAGCGAAGAAGACUAUCGCCUGUGAGCAUGUGGAGCGGGCUCUGCGUGAUCUCGGAUUCGGCGAUUACAUUCAGGAUGUCCUUGCCGUCGCGGAAGAACAUAAGGAGCAGUUGAAGUCGCGGGAAAAGAAGCAGAGCAAGAUGGAGCAGAGCGGGCUAUCGGAGGAGGAACUGCUCCGGCAGCAACAGGAGCUAUUCCGCUCUGCGACGGAGAAAUAUCAUUCUGCUGAGUAAAGUCGUAUCUAUCUAUGCCUGAGAAUGCAUUAUGAUGGACUCGUGCUGGUCAUGGAGCAAAUGAUUGGAGUUUACACUGGGUCGUGGAGUUAGAGGGGUCUUAUUUUGUUUUAUAUCAAUGGAAUAUCAGCUCAGACUGUCCAUUAAGCUCUAUAUUAUAAUAAUACGCGUGUUGUUUUAUUUUGUGUUCACAUGAAUUCAUGUACGUGCGAUGUCCUCAGUAAGAUCUGCGGUGAAAUAUAUAUUGUUCUAGUCUAGAGUUCUCGCAGAAGACAUACAACCACAAUGCA
Molecule: messenger RNA, 828 nt
Organism: Aspergillus versicolor CBS 583.65
Lineage: Eukaryota; Fungi; Ascomycota; Eurotiomycetes; Eurotiales; Aspergillaceae
Gene: nctB
Product: negative cofactor 2 transcription regulator complex subunit NCB2
Exons: 4
Coding region: 113-538 (141 amino acids)
Biological process (GO): RNA polymerase II preinitiation complex assembly; chromatin remodeling; positive regulation of transcription by RNA polymerase II
Cellular component (GO): negative cofactor 2 complex
Molecular function (GO): protein heterodimerization activity; general transcription initiation factor activity; core promoter sequence-specific DNA binding
Source: RefSeq, a predicted model, not a curated record